Messenger RNA from Prorocentrum cordatum, 315 nucleotides. NCBI's taxonomy places the organism in Eukaryota, Dinophyceae, Prorocentrales, Prorocentraceae. The record is from the annotation of a GenBank genome assembly.
AUGACGCACGACGAGUUCUUGCAGUAUGUUGCUGCUCUGCAGCAGUCACCGCUGCAGCAACAGUACUUGCAGCAGUACUACGCGCAACAGCCGGCGCAGCUUCCGGCGCAGCUUCCGGCGCAGCAGUAUCACGUGCAGCCAGCGCAGCACUUGCAGUACUACGUGCAGCAGGCGCCGGCACAGACGACGAUGGUGUACCUGCCUGCCGACGCGUUCCCAGGGAUGACGUGCCAGGUGCAAGCGGGGGGCCGCCUCGUCAGCUUCGAGGUGCCCGCCGGGUGCGGCCCAGGCAGCGCGGUGCAGGUCAGCUACUGA